Molecule: messenger RNA, 1167 nt
Organism: Psilocybe cubensis
Lineage: Eukaryota; Fungi; Basidiomycota; Agaricomycetes; Agaricales; Agrocybaceae
Exons: 3
Coding region: 1-1167 (388 amino acids)
Source: RefSeq, a predicted model, not a curated record
AUGUACGCUUCAAGGCGUAUAUCUUCGCGUCGGUCUGCCCAGGUAUAUCGGCACCUCAUUAAAUCCCGACUUGUGACGACAACGGCUUCUACGGAAAACAACCAACUAGCUGCUCGACCACCAUUGCGAACAGCAUACCUGAAAGCAUGGGAACCUAUAAAGAAUGUGGCGGAUGUAUAUGCUCUUUUGCAAGCAUUAGAGCGCAAGUACGGCAAGGUAAUAGAUGCACAUUUCGCCAAGGACUUUGAGGACCCAAUGAGGAACCAAUUAAUUGCAUGGAUUAUUUUUGAAGAUCCCAAAUCUUUGCAACGCAUACCACCGGACGGCGCUGAUAUUGUCGUCCCUACCGCAAAUGUGACCUGCGAACAGCAUGAAAUCAGCUUAGCAGACCUCGAACCCCUUUCUCAGAGUCUAGACUACGAAAAAGAAUACGAAUUUCCGCCCACUUCGCCCGAGCAGAAGGGAAAAGUUAUUGGUUGUCGCGUUAGUCGCGCAGAAUUUGAUUACUCAACAAACCAGAAAGAAACUAUCUUCCAAGUAACACCAAAAGGCGUUGCUUUCUCCUUCCUCCGGUUUGGUGGUUUCCAUAAUUUAACCCCCCUCGACCUACCUCGAGACAUUGCUGAAGGUCAACUCUUUGCCAACCCUACCCUGGACAAUGUCCGCAUGCGGGCGGCGUUACAGCUAUGCUCAAACAUAACCGGACUUCCGAAUCCGGCCCUAGCGCAGAAAGAAAGACAAAAAUCGUCAUCAGCAGAAUCGUCUCCGAUUGCUGCUCUUCUGUUCGGCGAAGGCGCGUCAUCACAGGCCUCGCAAACCAACACUCCAUCACCGAUACCACCCAAACCGACGUCGACGAAAGCUGCUACAUCUAAACCCAAACAUGUGGAAGUUACACCCCCACCUCCUAAAGAAAAGGAUGCUGCUACUAUUGCUAAAGAACUGGCAGAUCAAGAAUCUUUAAAACGACAACUCGAAGUUGCAAGGCGACUAGCGCAAUCUUCAUCGACAGCGACGAGAAGAAAGCAGCCUAAACCACAACCAAAGGUAGCAAAACCUAAAUCCCCUCAAUUUUUUGCCGAUGAGUUCCUUCCUGACGAAGAAAACGCGGCGAAACAAAAAGUUGGCGUCCUGGACAAGCUGUGGGGCAUAUUCGGACGGAAAUGA